GGAAAUACAGAGGUUGAUUCAUGGUGUUGUGAAUUUGUGAUCCUAUGUAGUUCCUUUUUCUGCUCCUAUAUCAAGAGUCUCAGGGAUGUGGUAGUAGAAUAAUAGUUAUGUAAUAAGAUAUCAAGCUGGAAGGAACCUUAUAGGUCACCUAGUCCAACACCUUCAUUUUACAGAUGAAGAAACUGAGGCCCCAAAAGGGUUACAUAGAUGAGCACCAAGCCAGAAUUUGAGUCCAUGAACUUUGCCUCUACUGUGUGCCACAAAGAAGCUCUAGGGCAGUUCUGAUGACAUCAUUAUGAGCAACAUGAAUAUUGGGACCUCAGUCACUGAAGUCUUCUCAUGUCUUUGGGGAUUUUACUUGUCUCCAAGGAACCCUGGAUGGAAGGGAUUCUUGCAGCAUUUUGGAGUUUGCUGCAUGGUUGGUUUUAUCUCAACCAUGCUCUUAUAUAUUGCCUUGUAUUGGUUCCUGUCAUCCUUAGCAAUCUUCUUCAUUCCCUUCUCGAUUGCUGUGUCAAUCCUCCUAUGUCUAUCCAAGCACGUACGCUACUUUGCUAUUCUCUUCUUUCUCUCUUGUGGACUGCGUGAAGGCAGAAAUGCACUGAUUGCUGCUGGAACAGGGAUUGUGACAUUUGGCCAUGUGAAAAAUAUCUUCUAUAACUUGAAAGGCCUGCUGGAAGGAAUCACUUGCAACCUCAGGAUCAAAAGCUUUAUGAUCUAUUUCCCUCUUCUGAAAAAAUAUAUUGAAGCCAUUAAGUGGCUUUAUCGUCUUGUCACAGAUAUCAGUCUAUUUGAAGAGAUCGUCUCUUGGGAUCAUACCUUGAACGUAUCUCUUCUCAGUCUCAGCGAAGCCUUUGAGAUUAGGCUCAACGACACCAAAGGAGAAAUCCUAAGUGUGAUAGACCAUGUAACCACUGUCACAGAGGUGCUAUCUUCUCUGGGCCAAGGGCUUUUGACCAUUGCUGGCUUUGCUCUAGUUCUAUUUAGCACAGGACUCUUCAUGAAACGAUUCUUGGGUUCUCGUAGUCACAAAUUUGAAAAUAUUUACAUCACCAAACGUUUCAUUCAGUUUGAUGAAAGUGAGAGACAUCAAAAAAGGCCCUGCAUUCUUCCACUUAAUAAGCAGGAAAGGAAGAAAUACAUCAUCAUACCUUCCUUCUGUUUGGCUCCUAAAGAGAAGAGAAGCCUUGGACUAUUUUUCCUUCCCAUACUGACUAAUCUCUACAUCUGGGCCGUGUUUGCAGCCAUGGAUUAUGGGCUGUAUCAGCUCCUUUCAUCAGUUAAUAAACAUUUCCAAAACUUGCCAGGAAUGGAGGUUCACCUAAAACUGUCCAAUGAGGUAAGAAUGGAAUAUAAUAAACAGAUUCAUAUGAAUAACAAUAGCACAUUACUGUAGUGUAUAAUAAUACUUUAAACUAGCAUUUUAUAUUGUGUUUUGAGAUUUGCAAAGUGUUUUACAA
Molecule: messenger RNA, 1457 nt
Organism: Monodelphis domestica (gray short-tailed opossum)
Lineage: Eukaryota; Metazoa; Chordata; Mammalia; Didelphimorphia; Didelphidae
Source: RefSeq, a predicted model, not a curated record